Molecule: messenger RNA, 765 nt
Organism: Paracoccidioides lutzii Pb01
Product: glutathione S-transferase 103-1A
Exons: 3
Coding region: 1-765 (254 amino acids)
Cellular component (GO): cytoplasm
Molecular function (GO): glutathione transferase activity
Source: RefSeq, a predicted model, not a curated record
AUGUCCCGUUAUCCAGUUGCAACAGGUGCCGCGAAGGCCCUGGUAGACAAACACGCAGCGGAGCUUCCCUUGAAACUCUAUGCUGGCUGGUUUUGCCCAUACGUCCAACGCACCUGGAUCACCCUCGAAGAAAAAAAGAUCCCAUACCAAUACAUCGAAAUAAACCCCUAUGACAAAUCCCCCUUCUUCCUCGCCCUGAACCCAAAGGGCCUCGUCCCAACCCUUAUCGCCCCCCAACCAAACAACAAACCCUCCAAACCCCUCUACGAAUCAAACAUCAUAGACGAAUACCUCGAAGAAGCCUUCCCAGAAAACACCCCACACCUGCUUCCCCAGGACCCCUACGAGCGCGCCCGCGCCCGCAUCUGGAUCAACUUCGUCGACAGCCGCAUCACCCCCAACUAUCGCAAGUUACAACUGGCCAAGUCGACAGACGACCUCCAUGCGGCGCGCGGGGAGUUUUUGAAGGCGCUUAAGGAAUUCACGCGGGCGAUGCAUGGCGAGGGACCUUAUUUCUUUGGUGGGGAGAUAGGGUUGACGGAUAUUGCGCUGGCGCCGUGGGCGGUGAGGUUUUGGAAGGCGGAGAAGUUCAAGGAGGGUGGGCUUGGGAUUCCGGCCGAAGGGAAGGGGGAAGAGGAUGAGGGGGUUUGGGCGCGGUGGAGGAAGUGGGAAAAGGCUGUUUUGGGGAGGGAGAGUGUGAAGAAUACGUUGAGUGAGAGGGAGUAUUAUGAGAGGUUGGCGAAGAUGGAUUGGGCGAAGAUUUGA